CUGACGCACGCGUAACGGGGCUGGGUCGGCUUUCAGUGGCUCGCUGGGCCAGGGGCGGAGGUUGCAGAAGCUCGCGCGGAGGGAGUAGGCGCGGCUGGUCUGCCAUGGCCGAGAACCUGUGCCGAGCCCGGGCCCGGUUGUACCCCCCAUCUGUGCUGUUCCUGCACCCGGACCUGGGCGUGGGCGGUGCCGAACGGCUGGUGCUGGACGCGGCGCUGGCGCUGCAGGAUUGCGGAUGUGAUGUGAAGAUAUGGACCGCGCACUACAACCCGAACCACUGCUUCUUGGAGACCCGCGAGCUCUCGGUGCACUGCGCCGGGGACUGGCUGCCCCGCAGCCUGGGCUGGGGCGGCCGCGGCGCCGCCAUCUGCGCCUACGUGCGCAUGGUCUUUCUGGCGCUCUACGUGCUGUUUCUCUCCGGCGAGGAAUUCGACGUGGUGGUGUGCGACCAGGUGUCGGCCUGUAUCCCAGUGUUCAAACUGGCCCGACGACGUAAGAAGGUCCUGUUUUACUGUCACUUUCCAGACCUGCUGCUUUCCAAGAGAAAUUCGGCGCUGAAGCGGUUCUACAGGGCCCCCAUUGACUGGAUUGAGGAAUACACCACAGGCAUGGCAGAUCGCAUCUUGGUCAACAGCCAGUACACAGCUUCUGUCUUCAAGGAAACCUUCAAGAGCCUGUCUCACGUAAAUCCUGAUAUCCUGUACCCGUCUCUCAACAUCGGCAGCUAUGACUUGGCUGUUCCUGAGAAGAUAGAUGACCUAGUUCCCAAGGGGAAACAGUUCCUGUUCCUCUCUAUCAACCGAUUUGAAAGGAAGAAAAAUCUGCCUUUGGCACUGAGCGCCUUAGUCCAGCUUCGUGGACGGUUGACAUCUCAAGACUGGGAGAGGGUUCAUCUGUUCAUGGGUGGUGGUUAUGACGAUAGAAUCCUGGAGAACGUGGAACACUAUAAGGAGCUGAAGAAAAUAGUCCAGCAGUCAGACCUUGAGCGCCAUGUGACCUUCCUGCCGUCCUUCUCAGACAGACAGAAGAUCUCACUCCUCCACGGUUGCUUGUGUGUGCUUUACACUCCGAGCAAUGAGCACUUUGGCAUCGUCCCUCUGGAGGCCAUGUACAUGCAGUGCCCAGUCAUCGCCGUUAAUUCAGGUGGGCCCUUGGAGACUGUCGUCCACAAGGUCACAGGGUUUCUGUGUGAGCCUGACCCAGUGCACUUCUCAGAAGCAAUGGAGAAGUUCAUCCACAAACCAUCCUUAAAAGUGAUGAUGGGCCUGGCUGGAAAAGCCAGGGUGGCAGAGAAAUUUUCUGCUGACGUAUUUGCGGAGCAGCUCUACCAGUAUGUCACCAGACUUGUGUAGUCAGGGGAGCCUCUGUGGUGCAGGGUCUGUAUGCUACAUGCACCGCAGCCCUCCUCAUGCGUUGUAGAAGCACGUCGGAAACUGAAAACAGGAGCUAGAACCUAGUGCUAGUGAGAUCUUUUUUUUUCUUAAGUAGACUUGAGUCUUGAACGUGAGCCACCUGUCCACCACACCUACCUGUUGUUUUCUGAAACUGCCCUUAAUGCUGUAAUCAUUCCAGAUCUCAUCAGUGUUGUUGAAAGAAUGCUAGCAAUCAGCUGCUGGCAGACUAUUUUAAUUCUAUUUUUCUGGAUUAUUGUUCCUUUAUAUAUAAAGGUUUAAUCGUCCAGUGCCUUAAUUGGCUUUAAUAGUUGAGGUCUUACAUUGUCACAGCUAAUUGAUUUGACUUCAGAGUGUAAUGGGAACAGGGCUAUUUCGGUUCCCUCACUCAGUUCACUUAGAGUGUUCUCUAUUAGCUGCUAGGAAGUUUUUGUUUGAAUUUUGCCUGGAUGCAUAACAAGAGCACUCAGUAUUAUUUAUUGGUUGGGGGGGGUCGUUUUGUUUUGUUUUGUACUGCAACUGAACAAUAAAAGAUAUUUGGGGGUUGGGUAUUUACCUCAGUGGUAGAGCGCUUGCCUAGCAAGCACAAGGCCCUGGGUUCG
Onychomys torridus (southern grasshopper mouse) is the source of this 1993-nucleotide messenger RNA. It is a transcript of the gene Alg2, whose product is annotated as ALG2 alpha-1,3/1,6-mannosyltransferase. Lineage: Eukaryota; Metazoa; Chordata; Mammalia; Rodentia; Cricetidae. The transcript has 2 exons. The coding region runs from base 105 to 1352 and encodes 415 amino acids. Gene Ontology annotation, molecular function: GDP-Man:Man(1)GlcNAc(2)-PP-Dol alpha-1,3-mannosyltransferase activity; alpha-1,3-mannosyltransferase activity. The record is from RefSeq and is a predicted model, not a curated record.